CAAGCGGCCAUACAGCAAUGCUAACCUCUUGACCGUGAUCGCAAAAAGAAUGCUACAAUGUCACCUCUUCCAGCGGUUAUGAAAGGCCUACAAUCUAAAGUAACCCACGCCAACACGGAUACAUCUGAAGCAGAAAACCAAGACACCGAAUCACUGGGAUUCAAUACUCUCUAUGAUCCAGAGCCUAAUAGCGCUGUAGCGGACCUCAUAUUUAUACACGGCCUUGGAGGACAUAGCAGAAAGACAUGGUCUAGUUCUAGCACUCUAAAGCCAUUUUGGCCACGAGAUUGGCUGCCGAAUGAAACUGGAUUUGAGAAUGUGCGCAUUCAUUCUUUUGGCUAUAAAGCUGAUUGGGGGGGAAAAUGGCAGCAGCAAAGCAUCCUAAAUAUUCACGAUUUUGCAGAGUCUCUAAUUGGAGGACUGAAAAACCACCCAGGCAUACGUCAAGAUAGCACAUAUAUCAUUCUCGUUGGCCAUAGUAUGGGCGGAUGUAUUGCUAAAGAGGCUUAUAUCAUCGCGCGACAGCAUCCGUCAUACAAAGAUUUGGCGGGGAGGAUAUAUGGUAUAUUCUUCCUUGGCACUCCCCACCAUGGGUCAGAUCUGGCAGGGGUCUUGGAAAACAUGUCGAUAGCCAUCUGGGGUAAAAAGCCUUUUGUGACAGACUUAAAGUCUGGAUCUUCAGCACUUGCUAUGAUCAGAGAUCGGUUCCGCCAUGUUGCGAUGGAUCUGGCUCUAUGGACUUUUUACGAGACACAGCCUACAGCUCUAGGGCCCAUAAGCAGAAUCGUGGUGGAGAAAUAUUCAGCAAUUUUAGGAUUCGAUAAUGAACGGAUCGAGGCAAUGAACGCUGACCAUCGCCACGUCUGCAAAUUUACCAGUCGCAAAGAUUCUAAUUAUAAAAUGCUACAAAACGCUCUUCACACUGCUAUUGAUGAGAUUAAAGAGAAGAGUUUGGAUAGGGCUUUCCUACAACUUGGUACAACAGAUGACAGGAAUAUUGAAACUGAUUCACGCUUGAAAUACUUUCUUAAGAUACCAGAUAUGCUAGAAGAGGAUCUUAUGAUACAAUCAGAGCUCAAAAUGCCCGAAUCUUGCGAGUGGUUCACAAAUAAGCCACAGUUCAUAUCCUGGAAGGCGGGCGAUGCUCCCACUAUUUUGUGGCUAACUGGGAGACCAGCAACUGGAAAAUCUAUUCUAGCCAGUCACGUUAUCGAUCAUUUAAACCAUCUGCCUGUCUGCUGCAGUUAUUUCUUCUUCAAGCAUUCGAUAUCUGAUAAAUCCACGCUAAGGGAUUGUUUUAGAUCCCUCGCCUUCCAGAUGGCAACUCAAGAUAAUCUGGUGAAAGAGAAAUUGAUCCAAUUUGAGCAUGAAGGAAUAGUCUGGGAUAAGGCUAGCGACGCACUUAUUUGGACAAAGCUUUUUGUUGAUAGGAUUUUCAAGCUACCAUUCGCAAGGCAACACUUCUGGGUAAUCGAUGCUCUCGAUGAAUGCGACAACUUCAAUGCACUCUUUACUAAGAAGCUCUUAACUAAGCUACCUCUUGAAGGAAAACUCCAAGUUUUUAUCACAAGUCGCAACUUAGAAGCAAUUGAACGUGGCCGAGCGUCUUUGGGGCCCCAAGUGAGUACUUAUUUUAUGUCAGAUUCUGAUACGAUAGACGAUAUUCGGCUAUUCCUGACCACUAAGCUCGAAGAACUUGAUCGCUUCGAGACCAAGGAUGAUUUGGAGGCCAUGUGUAAUAGGAUGCUCGAAAAGUCAUCGGGCUCUUUUCUUUGGGCCCGUCUUGUCUCACAAGAGUUUGAAAACGUCUGGACAGAAGAGGCCAUGGAAGCUAUCCUGAAGGAAAUACCAGGGGAACUAUAUGACCUUUAUGGAAAGAUGAUCCGGUCAAUCCAGAUGGAUAAGAGCAAAGCAAUUCUCGCUAAGACGAUAUUGACAUGGGUUGUUUUGGCACGCCGCCCUUUGUCAUUGGAAGAAUUGCGCUGUGUUGUAAAGUUAGAUCUCAACCAGACACUUCAGAGCGUGAAAAGGGCAAUUCCCGAAGUAUGUGGGCAGCUUGUUUACAUUGAUGCAGCGGAAAAGGCGCAUGUCAUACACGAAACAGCUCGUGAAUUUCUUCUCGAUCAGAAUAUAUGCCGCGAGCUGGCAAUAUAUAAGGAUCUCGGUCAUACCAGCAUUGCAUCUACUCUACUAAAAUUCCUAUCUGGAGGCUGCCUCAAGACACAACCAAUGAGAUUUCAACGCCCUUCAAAGCAAAAGCAAAAGAAUUCUGUUAGAACUCGCACUCUGUCAUCGCUUGACACAUCCCUGCUUGAUUACGCAGCCAUGUUCUUCUCGGAGCACGUAUAUCGUUGUACAUCAAAAGAAGAUGGUGUAAUGGACAUUUUGUGCACGUUCCUUGAUAACAGCAUUCUGUCAUGGAUCGAAUAUCUCGCUAAAGGUUGUAACUUAAGCCCUAUCAAUAGGGUUGCAAUGAACCUGCGAGAUUAUUUAGCCCGCCGAGCUAAGUAUGUUCCGCACACAGAUUUGUCAAUAAGCAUCGUCGCGGGAUGGGUGACAGACUUGAUUCGUGUAGCCUCCAAAACUUGGGAUGACUGCCUCAGCCGUAUUGACUUCCCAAAGGGUCAUACAACUGCUGUCAGCCAUGGUAACAGUAUUUUCGCCGUUGGGUUAUCUACAGGAAAGAUUUUUCUUUACAAUGCUGAGCCUAUUCAACCGCAGCUGACCAUGACUCAUCCCGAAAGGGUCAAGGCUCUCCAAUUCAGCGAACAUGAUGAUUAUCUCGCCUCUUGUGGCGUAAAAUAUAUGAUUAUAUGGAAGCCAAAAGCUGGCACGCAACUGUAUCAAUUCUCUUUACCUUCAUCACCUCUUGGCAUUACGUUCUUGGGCCUUGAAGAAAUUAUCUGCGCGUUCCAGUCCGGCAUUUGUGUGGCUUUUCUCGUUACCACUGAAGUUACCUUGCUCGCCGUUGGUUUUCGCAUGUAUCCAGUACUUAUAUGGGGCAUUGAUGAGCAGCAAAUAUUGGGCCAGUGUGUCAUUGACGCUAAUAAUGGCAUCGACUGCAUGGUAUUCAAUCCAAACCCGGAUAUUAUAGCACUGGUUGUAUCAUGCAACGAUGGUAGGCUGUGCAUUUUCGAUUACUUUACCAUGAAUUCAAUGUUUGUGAUGCACAAUGUAUAUGCACACAGCAUUGCUUGUUCGCCCGACGGGUACAGCCUGGUCACCGGGAGUAGCCAGGGCAUGAUCGAAAUUUUUGGCUUUGAUCAAGACAACGACGGCAACAUCAUCUUAGUGCCUAUUUAUCGUAUAGAUGGGCUGUAUGAUCCAAUCAAAAGUCUUGUAUUUAGUUUUAACGGACAGCGUUUCCUUGAUAUUCACGGCCAGCAGUGCCGUGCAUGGGAGCCGGCAGCCUUAGUCAGGAGAAAUGACGAGCUAGAAAGUACAAGCGACGCCGCAAAUCUCCCAAUACCAGUGGCGAGAACAAUGGAUAGCUCUGAAGAACCCGAAAUAACCAGUCUCUUGGAGAUAUCGGCCAAUGGCUGGUACGCUAUUGCAGGAAAUCAGCAUGGAGAAGUGCAUCUCUUUUCUGUUGCUGACGGAAGAAAAGUCGGCACACUGUACCGGCACGCAAAGGGUGUAUCAGUCACCAAGGUUACUCUCGGUGAGAGAAAAAAUUUAAUCGUUUCAGCGGAUGAGUCCGGCAGAGUGUUGAUCAGCGAGCCGCCCAUAUCGCUACGAGAAGCUGCAACAGUAGUACCAGGUCAAAAGAUGGCACCGGCUCGUACCAUCCUCGACCGCCGGUUUGGUGGCGCUGUCAUGCGAUUGCUAUUGAAUAGUGCAGCCGAUCGUCUUCUCGUCACAGGUCACAAUGUUAGUGAGCUUUGGGCAUUGCCGUCAGGAGAAGUGCUUGCUGUAAAACAAGAAUCACGCAUGGAUGGCAGUACAAAGGAUUCUCGCUUUUCAGAUGGCGGUGGACUGGCUACCACUUCUGCUUGCGCGGUCUUUCAGCAUCCCACCAACGAAGCUUGGUUUGUUACCGUAAGUGGCGAUAUUGCGCGUGUUUUUGGUUGGGCCAAUUACGAAGAACUGACCUCGCCUGAUGGCAUUCUUCUUCAACGGCCCAUAUCAUCCGAGAAGCCUGCAUCGCCCAGAGAGCUUAAAGUUUCUCCAAAAUCUGAGCGCUUCCCAUUGCAACCACUGAAGGCAGAUUAUUCUUUCGCUGCAGCAUCGUACCAUGUAGGGUGCGGAGUAGUGAUCGAAAGUUUACGGAAAAUAGGGACUGUGCCCCAACAGUUCUAUAUGUGGCCGGCGGCUGUAUUUGACCCCUCCUCGCCAAGAAUGUCGGAUUAUCCCGUCAUUGAACCUAGCUUCAGUGCCAUAAGCUCUCAUAUACGUUCAGUGAUUGGGUUUAUAGGUCCAUCAACUCUAGUAUUUCUGGAUACUAGUCUUUGGAUAUGCAGCAUCGAAAUACAGUCAACGCUUGGCAAGGGGGAUGGAAAUGUUGGCAGCAGUGGGUCGUCAUUGCCCGUCAUCAACGCUCGUCGCCACUUCUUUGCGCUUAGUGAAUGGUGUGACGCAGAAGGCGAAAUGAAAUGCUCACUGGUAGUAGUCCCAGGAAUGACUCUGCAGAGCAAUGGUCAUGGAGUUGUAUUUGUGAAUGGUCAUAGGCUUGUGACAGUAAAGGGCGGGUUCCAAUUUUCUGAGGAAAUGCUUGCUUAG
Trichoderma asperellum CBS 433.97 is the source of this 4719-nucleotide messenger RNA. NCBI's taxonomy places the organism in Eukaryota, Fungi, Ascomycota, Sordariomycetes, Hypocreales, Hypocreaceae. The record is from RefSeq and is a predicted model, not a curated record.